Molecule: messenger RNA, 600 nt
Organism: Dentiscutata erythropus
Lineage: Eukaryota; Fungi; Glomeromycota; Glomeromycetes; Diversisporales; Gigasporaceae
Source: the annotation of a GenBank genome assembly
AUGUCCGAAAUUAAUACUGUUACUACUAUGGUUUCAUUAGCAGACGAAAUUAAAAAACAUAAUACAGAAAAACUUAUCUCGUUUUUGAAGGAACAGGACUUAGAAGAAAAGCUUCAUAGUUAUGGAAUGCCUGGAGGACCUGCGUCAGAUUUUGCAGACUUUACCAAGGAGUGUAAAGAGAAGAAGUUAUGCUCGUUUUCCUCAUACCAUCUCGUCUCUGAGGUUGGUAUCAAAUUACGUCUUUGGAGUUAUGGAACGUUGUUGAUGACAAGUUUGGAGUCUAUGCGUAAUGAGUACAUUUCAACUAUACUGCAUACUGCCCUUCAUAUCACAGAAGAUAAGUCCGAAGACCUUAUUUGCAUCAUGGAGGACAAGAUCCAGCAAAAAUUAAUAGAAGGCUUCGCUCAUAAUAUUAAGCAACUCGAAAGUUUAUAUAAACAAACAAGAGAAAACAGAAGUGGAAUUUUACAAGCAAGUAAAGCACCUUUUAGCAUUGAAUUUACUAAAGAAUCUUUGGACAAGAGCUCCGAAGAAUAUCAAACAUUGCAUAAGGGUUUGAAGAAGGUUUUAGGCAUAAUCGUUGGCUUAUUGAAGGAUAGA